UCCGCGUUUCCAGAUUCCUAGUCAUGGCCUUUGAAGUGCGCAUCAAGUGCCGGGAGAUGUUGGCAGCCGCCUUGAAGGCGGGCGACAUGCCAGCAGGAUGUGACGAUCCGGAGGACAUGGCCGCCCAGCUGGAGGAGGCCAUUUACGUGGAGCUGAAGUCGUGCCAGGUCAAGUACAAGAAUCGGAUUCGUUCGCGUCUGGCCAACUUGCGGGAUCCCAAGAAUCCGGCGCUGCGCGAGAAGUUCUUGCUGGGACUGAUUUCCGUGGAGCAGCUGGCCAGAAUGACGCCGGAGGAGAUGGCCAGCGAUGAUCUGAAGCAGAUGCGCCAGAAGUUCGUCCAGGAGUCCAUCAACGCGGCUCAGAUGGCCGAGUUCCAGGGCACCAAGACGGAUCUGUUCAAGUGCGAUCGCUGCCAGAAGCGCAACUGCAUCCAACUGCACACCCGGGACGGCGACGAGUCCAUGAUCACCUUCGUCAUGUGCGACGAGUGCGGCAACCGCUGGAAGAACUAG
Molecule: messenger RNA, 512 nt
Organism: Drosophila erecta
Lineage: Eukaryota; Metazoa; Arthropoda; Insecta; Diptera; Drosophilidae
Product: transcription elongation factor S-II
Exons: 1
Coding region: 24-512 (162 amino acids)
Biological process (GO): DNA-templated transcription
Cellular component (GO): nucleus
Molecular function (GO): nucleic acid binding; zinc ion binding
Source: RefSeq, a predicted model, not a curated record